Molecule: messenger RNA, 1056 nt
Organism: Cynara cardunculus var. scolymus (artichoke)
Lineage: Eukaryota; Viridiplantae; Streptophyta; Magnoliopsida; Asterales; Asteraceae
Product: ethylene-responsive transcription factor ESR1-like
Exons: 1
Coding region: 1-1056 (351 amino acids)
Biological process (GO): regulation of DNA-templated transcription
Molecular function (GO): DNA-binding transcription factor activity; DNA binding
Source: RefSeq, a predicted model, not a curated record
AUGGAAGAAGCCAUGAGAAGACUCGCCGGAUUUACGGCUUCAUCGGAAUCUGACCUCUUCCAACCGCCCAACCCCACCGUCCAAAAACGGUGCAACACCACCACCCCCACCACCACAAACUCCGCCGCUAACAAAAGGGCUGCACUCAAAGACAGUAAUGGAACCAAUGGUUCCAUGAGGUACCGAGGUGUUCGCCGCCGUCCUUGGGGUCGGUAUGCGGCGGAGAUACGUGAUCCACAGUCGAAAGAACGCCGGUGGCUGGGGACCUUCGACACGGCGGAGGAAGCUGCGUGUGCCUACGACUGUGCAGCACGUGCCAUGCGUGGUAGCAAAGCUAGAACCAACUUUGUUUACCCUCCUUCACCAAAUGAUACUCUUAUCAAUCCGUUCGCUUUCAAUAAAAGUCAACUGCCGGCUCCGGCGACGGCGCCCUCGUCAGCUUAUGACAACUUCGCCGUUCCGACGUUGCAGAGGAACACAGCUUCGUUUAACUCGCUUCUUUUUCAUGACUUCUUCAACUCUGGUUCGUCUUCUUCGUACUGUAACCCUAACCCUAACCCUAACCCUAACACUAAUCCUAAUUUGUCAUCGGGUUCUACACCGGCCAUCGUUGUCCAUGCUUCCAAAGGUUCCACCACGCCGUCGAUCAAUCAAGAUGACUACAAGGAGUUUUUCCCAUCGGAGCCCGAUCAUUCUGGCUUGUUAGAUGAAGUUUUAACCGGGUUUUACCCGAAACCCAACAAUCAAUCCAAACCCGAACCAAAACCUAAACCUCAACCUGAUCGUGAUCUUACCCACGAGCUUAAAAAAACUGUCGAAUCAAACCAUUUUGGUUUCUUUUUCGAAAAUCAGAGUGGGUUUUCAGCUGCAACAAUGAACAGUCAGCAGAAUCAGUUUGAUUUAGAUCAGGGUUUUAAUGGUGGUGGAGGUUUGCCGUUUUACAGUCAUCAUUCUCCGGCUCCGGUGACAUUUGAUAGUCAAGAAAGCAUCUUCCAAGAUGUGUUUCAGUACCCAGAUUUUGUUGGUUUGUUUGCAGCUAGACUUCAAAAUGCUUGA